AUGCAGGUAUGUAACUAUGUAGUAUUAUAAUAGAUUUUUGAGUUAUUCAAUAUUGACUAAAUAUUGAUAUUAUUCGUAUAUGAAACCGUAUUUAUUUGUAUUAAACAAUUAAAUAUCCCCCUUCUUUGUCUCUGGUUUUGUACUAAGUUAUGUAGUCUCAAUGAAAUUCAGAAUAUGUCCAAGAUACAGUGGAAAAGCUCUGCUACUGACUUCAUUCCGAGAACAACUGCACGAAAACACGCAAGUACAAAGUAAGUUACUCGCAGUGGCGGCGGAACAGUUGUUGUUUUAAAGGGGGGGAGAGCUAGCUUCCAUAAAUUGUCCAACAUAUAAAAACCAUUUUCCGGACUAACCGAUAUUUCCGAUUUCAUGUCUUAAAUUUUCUACAUUUGCCUAUAAUUUUUAUAUAUAAACUUCAAAAUUCAGUUUAAUCCUCAGUAUCCAUUUUUGAAUUGCGUGCGCCAUAUGCCUAUGAUGAAACCGCAAUCGCCGUGAAAUAAAAUUCUUAAUAUCGUAUUAUGAAUCCAAAGAAUAUGCUUGAAAAGGAGACAUAUCAAAGAAAUUUGAUAAGAACAGUUCUGUUUAACUUAAACAAGAAACGUACAAAUCUUAUUCUUGUUCAUCAUACAUUAGCUACUUCACUCUUUAUGAGGGAUAUUAAUUUUUAUUUUCAACAACAAUAUUCGGCGCCUUCAAGCUGACAAAGGCCAUAGAUUUUUUCCUUACUCAGUGCAAGGUCUGGAAAAGUCGAGAUCUUAUAAUUUUCAGCUCUCGGCUAGUAAUGGUUUUAUAGACCUCCGAAUUGACCGAUGAUUUUCUAUACAGCAAUAAAAUCUGAAAAAAUAUUUCUUAAUUAACUGUCUUUUUCUUUUUCGUGUGUAGGUUUAACUAUAUGGCUACAUACGUUCAUAAGAUGGCUGGCUUUGGUUUUCUAAUUUUAUUUGGUUUCAGUUGUUUGUUGUUUCCAUGUGAAGGUAUAUAUUCUUACACGAUGGUGUAACUACAUACAACAUCUUAUAAAAUGCCUCUCAUGCAGUUGAGAGCUUUAUAAGACUUUAAUUUCAAUUAUUAGAAAUUGCUACCCCCUAAAAAAUCAUGCACUUUCUGAUGUUUUUAUACUUUACUUGUUUCGUUCACUUUACUCGCCAGACACUCAAAACAGUCACAAAUCAAGUCAAAUUGAAUUGUAUAUCUCUGCAUGUAAAUGUUUUAAAUUGUAUUCUUCAUUUCGUACUUUUCUUUGCAAAGAUCAAUCGGAAUGACUUGACGUUUUACGAUUUGUUCGUUUUAAUGUUCCCCAACAUUAUUGUAUAAAUGAAUUGAAUGGGAACAAGAAUAUAGAAGUAAUUGGGUUUUUAGCAAGUCUAUAUAUCUAGUAUAAUAGCCAUAUGUAAUUGUUGAGUGAACACGUACUCCCCCCGCCACCGCCUAUCUGUCAGUUAUACCAAAACAAAAUUGGAAAAUUUGUGUGUUGUUUAUAGGAAAAGUCUUUCCACCAUCUGAUGGAACCAGCUUGGUAUUUGCACGUGGAUCAACUGAGAGAAUAGUGUGGUCAUAUGAUGAUGAAAUAGAAGCGUUGAGUCGUCGGAUUUGGAGUUUCGAAUCAAGUGAUGGUAAA
Paramuricea clavata is the source of this 1618-nucleotide messenger RNA. The record is from the annotation of a GenBank genome assembly. Lineage: Eukaryota; Metazoa; Cnidaria; Anthozoa; Malacalcyonacea; Plexauridae.